Periophthalmus magnuspinnatus is the source of this 4297-nucleotide messenger RNA. It is a transcript of the gene angel2, whose product is annotated as angel homolog 2 (Drosophila). The coding region runs from base 69 to 1943 and encodes 624 amino acids. The transcript has 9 exons. Gene Ontology annotation, biological process: 3'-UTR-mediated mRNA stabilization. The record is from RefSeq and is a predicted model, not a curated record. Lineage: Eukaryota; Metazoa; Chordata; Actinopteri; Gobiiformes; Gobiidae. Gene Ontology annotation, molecular function: mRNA 3'-UTR binding; 3'-5'-RNA exonuclease activity.
GCGACGCUAGCUGUAGUGUGACUUUUUGGACAGAUUUAAACUAAAAUGCGAGUUUUAUAUGAAUUCAUAUGGAUCGAAACACAAACAUAAAUCAUGUCCCAGCUCACGGGCAAGUGGACCCCUCCAUGUUGCGGCUGCCUGUGACUGCACUCGGUUCCUCUCUGUUUCCUCGGAUCGCUUCUUCCUCUUCUCCUCACUUCAUCCGUCAUCUUGUCUCCCCCGCGGCUCCCCCGUUUUACCCAUGGUACACUGCCACAACCCUUCCCUUUCCUAUGAGCCCGGUGCGAUUUCUGUACUCGGGACGAGGUUUUGGGCCUAACUUUCGACAAAUCUGUUCAACAAAUGGUUUGAGAAUGGAGCGACGAGAGAGAGAGCGAGAACCACCUUUUAAACGGAGGAAAAGUUCAGAAGAAAGACCCAAAUUAGAAAAUACUAAAGAAAAGACUCAUAAUUACAAAAAGGACUCAGGUUUAUUGGACAAAAGUCAAGCUGGGAGAUAUUUUAGUCGAGAGAAAGAUGUGGACAGGACUAAAAAAGUGCAACAGGCAAACAUGGAGGAGGAGGUUGCGGGUUCAAAUCCGAGGAUGACAUCGAUCGAUGAUAACCAAGCUCAGAGUAAUGUUCAUGUGAAACCUCUGCACAGACUGUGGGAGCUGGCUCCUCCCUGCCGCAGUGACACUACUCCUCCUCCAGGGGUCAGUGUGGGCUUUGACUUCACUGUGAUGUCAUACAACAUUCUGUCUCAGGACCUGCUUGAAGAUAAUGCGUAUCUGUACCGCCACUGUCACCCAAAGGUACUGAGCUGGGAGUACAGACUACCCAACUUACUCCAGGAGAUACAGCACCACAACGCAGACAUUCUGUGUCUGCAAGAAGUUCAGGAGGAUCAUUUUGUGAUGCAACUCAGACCUGCUCUGGUGGCUCUGGGUUACAAAUGCGUGUACAAGAAGCGCACUGGGUACAAGUCUGAUGGUUGUGCUGUAGUCUACAGAAAGUCCCGUCUCUCUUUGCUCUCGUUCAAUCCUGUGGAGUUUUACAGACGUGGCGACACCCUCCUGGACAGAGAUAACGUGGGAUUGGUUGUACAGCUGAGCCCCAUCUCUGACCCCGCCUCCUCUUUCUGUGUGGCCAAUACCCACCUCCUGUACAACCCUCGUCGCGGUGACAUUAAACUUGCCCAGCUCGCCAUCCUAUUGGCUGAGGUCAACCGCAUGUCUCGCCUCCCCGAUGGCUCGUCUAGCCCGGUGGUGCUGUGUGGAGACUUUAACUCCACCCCUCACAGUCCUCUGUACAGGUUUCUAACGACGGGGCAUCUGGAUUACAAAUUCCUGUCCAUCGGGAUGGUGUCUGGUCAGGAGGAGAAUCCUGGGGGACACAGGCGGCUCCAAUCCCCGCUCUGGUCUGAGAGUUUGGGCAUCUCCAGCUCCUGUCAGUACCAGGAAAAGAACCAUGAGGGGAACGAGGACAAGACUAAAGUAAAGAACCAGGAGAAAUGUGCCCAGAGCAGCAAACCUCAGGAGGAAACACAGCAGAAGACUGAAGAACCAGCCUCUAACAGCCCCACAGCUGUAGAGGGCGCCAUCUCAGAGCUGACAGUGGAGGAUCUGGUCUCCAAAACCACAGAGGACAUUUUACACAGGUGGAGGAUUGAGCACCACCUGAACCUUCAGUCGUCCUACAGCCACAAACUGAGUCCAGACGGACGAGACGAGAUCACCACCUGUCACUCAAGGACAGCUAUGACUGUAGACUAUAUACUGUAUACUCCAGACUCACCUGUCGGCCCCUCCUCCUCAUUACUUCCUGGUGGGCGGGGCCUGCAGCUGCUUGGGAAGCUCUCAUUGGUUGGCCAUUCAGAGCUGGAGCAGGUGAACGGUUUGCCCAAUCAGCACCACUCCUCGGACCACCUCCCUCUGCUCGCCCGCUUCAGGCUGCGGCAGUGACCACAGCAAUGGAAACACCUGAUCUCCUACGGCAACGGCGUCACCCCGCUCUUCCACGGCAACAGCGUAUCACCUGGUCUCCCACGACAACAGCAGCAUCACCUUCCCUCCUAAGGCAACAGCAGCAUCACCUGCUCUCUCACGACAACAGCAGCAUCACCUGCCCUCCCAAGGCAACAGCAGCAUCACCUGCUCUCCCACGACAACAGUUGCACCUGGUCUCACUGCUCAGUUAACUUCUGUACAGGAUGUUUUGACCAAUGACAGGGCAGUUUGAUGAAGAGAAGCAGGAAAUGACAUCAUCGCCAAAUAUGCACACACUUUUAAAAGAGGAUGACGAUAUAAGGACGAGAGACUUGCUAUGUUUACAUGCACACCAAAAAUCUGAUCAUUAUCUUAUUUCUGGAGUCAGAUUAUUGAAAUGUCACAGUUCUAUCUGAUGUGAGAAAUCUGAUUUCUUUCUGAUUGUACUCACCUGGUGCUGGUUUUAACAAGGAAAAUUAUUAAAACAUUUAAAACUAAUGUAGCAGAGAUGAAAAUGACAGACAUGUUAAAGAGGGGGUAUUAUGGAAAAUCUUUUUUUUUCUUUAGCUUUCAAUGUUCCCUCAUCAAAAACACAAGAGAUUUUAGAUGAGAGCCAUGCAUGUAUUUUAUUUUUAGCAAUUUCUCCCGAACCUUAGUCGGACCCUCCUCAUGGUUAGUUGUUUCUGUACAAGGCUCCACCUACGUCACUUAUGCUCCACAUGACAAUUCACCAUAAAUAUACAAAAACAUGAUGCAAAACUGUACACAGCAACUUGACAAACCUGAUGUGAUGUGCAGUAGUUUCAUUAGUGGGAUGCAACUGAUUGUGUUGUGAUAGUGCUCUGAAGGGGGAGUGAUUUAGUGUGGAGAGCAAAGGGAGGAGACACUCAGAGCGUCAAAAACAAAACAAACUAAUUAUAUGUUAAUACAUUUUUUCUGCGAUACCCCGUAGAAGUAAAAUACCCUCUCUUUAAUACCACAGAAGUAAAAUGCCUCCUCUUUAACAGAUUCUUUUAAAAAUAGCAUAGCAUGAUAUAUUGUGGCAGUUUGAAAAGCUCAGAGCUAAUCAGUUCUGCGGUAAUUAAUGAGCACCUAUUAUUUUAUUUAAAAUCUGCUCCCGGAAAUGUAUAAAUCUCUAAGUUAUUAUAUCAUUUUGCCAAAUCUUGCGUUUAAACAUACUUUUUGGACUUAAAACAACCGCAUUAUGGAUAUUAGUUGGCACAAAGCUCGUUAGCCUACACACAAUGCCUUUGAACUCUUAAUAUUAAAAUUUUUUGAGAAGUCUAUGGGAAAAAUGAAUGGAACUAGAGUGGACAUGAAAGGGGCUGCAACUCUUGCAAAGGACCAGGAAACACAAGUGCCAUGAGUUUGACUGAUCAUUAAUGAGCAAUAAUUUUGAUUAGAUUUUCUUGAAGGAAAAGUAAUGCUCUAACUCUAAGGUUAGAGUCAAGUUUUAUUUAUUAACAUUUUAUUAAAUCAUCAACACAACAUUAGAAAUAACUUUACAAAGAGAAAACAACAGAUUUUUAAAAACAAUUUGGAAGUUCUUUGACCUUCACAUGAACAAUGUUUCAUUUUACUUCAGCUGAACUGUGUUAAAUCUGUUUCACCAUUUUAUAAAGCUGAAAUUAAACAAUAAUAAUUUUAUUCAAGUUAUUACUACUACUACUACUUGGAAGUUUAGUGCGGUUUUCCCAAAGAGCAUUUUGGAAUUCUAGUAGGAUAAAUAUUAGGAAAUCAUAUAUAAGUUCAUACAGUUCAGAAGUCUUACUUGAAAUGCCUUUUGUGUGUUUUGCUGCAGAUUUUUCAGUCAUGGUUCUGACCGGGUUUUGAGUUUGUACCAGUUUUCAAUGGCACAUGGUACUCUCGCUCUGUCAGGGGUGUCCAAACUAUGGCUCUGGGGCCAAAUGUGUCCCUCAAGACAAUUUUUCUUGGCCCUCAGGCUUUCUGGUUCUGGCCCACAUUAUCCUGGAAAGUGCUUUUUCUGCUUUUAAAUCCUCCUCCAUUACAACUUCAUUAACCCAUUAUUUUGACGUAAGACAGACCUGAUAUUAAUGGGCUGAAGCUACUGCACCAGUGCGUCGCCCUCCACGUGGUCUGUGUUUCAAUAAGCUGCACUUCAUGAGGUUUGGACACCCUGCUCUAUACCUUAAUUUAUACAAUAAUUUAAAUAUAUCAGUAAUAAGUAAAUGGGACUCAAAACUGUACAUAUUUUUAAACAUGUGAAAUGAAAAUGAUACGUUUAUUUUCAUAGUUGUUUGAAGUUGUUUUUGCCUGGUUUUUGGCACAAUGAUUGAAACUGGGAAUUAAACCAGCAACUGUUUGCGAUC